Molecule: messenger RNA, 3669 nt
Organism: Plasmodium berghei ANKA
Lineage: Eukaryota; Apicomplexa; Aconoidasida; Haemosporida; Plasmodiidae
Product: conserved Plasmodium protein, unknown function
Exons: 1
Coding region: 1-3669 (1222 amino acids)
Source: RefSeq, a predicted model, not a curated record
AUGAAUUUUCGCCCGAACAAACUUUUGCUUCUAGUAACAAAAGGAACAAAAAAUGAAAUUAAAAAAUUUGUUAGCAGUUUUUCUGGAAAUGUAGAAGAGGUCUUAAGUGACAAUGGGAAUAACAAAAAAUGGAAAAAGGAAAUCGAAAAUUUAAGAAAAAACGAAAACAAUAAAGAAAAAAAAAUGUGUGACGUUGACAUUAAGGAGCUUAAUUAUAUUAUUCAAAAAGAGAAAAGGAAAAAAAUACAAGAUAGAAUAAAACGAGAAAAUAAUAAAGAAGAAAAUUUUGAUGAUACCAACGAAUUACAGGGUAGUGAAGAAACUGGCUUAUGUAACAAAGAAAAUGAAGAAAAUAUAAAUUUAUUUCAAAUAAAUACUUUUAUGAAAAAUAUUAACUUAAAUAAAAGCAAAAUGCUCGAACUUGAAGAAUGCAUAAAUUAUUAUGACAAAUGGAGCACUGAACAAAUUAAUUAUAUAAAUAUGAAAACAGCCGAAAAAAGAACGGUUGUGAUAAAUAAAAACAAUAAUGAUAGCAAUGGUUAUAUUUUUAGCAAUUUGGAUAAAAAUAUGGAUAAUAUAAAUAAUUAUUAUGAUUUAUUUUUUGAAAACGAUGAACAUUCGGAAAAAUUAAAAAAUAAAAAUUAUUAUAAUAGUUUGUUUAACGAAAAUGACCCACGUUUAACAUGGGACGUCCAAGAUGAUAUAUUUUUUUCAAAUCUAGAUAUAGAAUUUUUUAAUAAAUAUUCAGAUCAUAAUUAUUCGCAAUUUUUAGAAACCCUUGACCAUAAAAAAAAUGUCUACUUGGAUUAUAUUGACAAAAGAAAGCCAGUUAAAUUUUUAAAUAAAUAUCAAAUUAUUGAAGUUUUAAAUGAUCAUGCUAAGAAUUUGUUUUUAUCGGACAGUUCUCAAAAUAAGAAAUACGAUAUUUUUAUAAAUCAAGGUAAUAUUACUAACAACCCAUUUAUUAAUGAAAAUACAACUAGCCAAAAUAAUAGUAAAAAUAAUAUAAAAAUGGGCAGACCGUCUCAUAUGAGCAAUUCUAUAAUAUUUAGUAAAGAAUGUAUAUUACACAAUAUUUUAAAAAUAAAUUAUACAGAAAAUAAUAAUUUUGAAAAUUAUAUAUCUCAAAACGGAGAAAUUAACACUAAUGAUUUAAUAAAUAAAGUUAGCUCUACGCAAAAUGAUACUACUAGUAGCGCAUUUUUUGAGAAGUGUAACAAAGGAAAUAACGAAUUAUACUUUAACCUUAUUAAACGAAUAGAAUUUAUUGCUAUGUCUUUUAGUGUGCAGGAAAUUAUUUUUAUAAUUUCUUUUUUUUAUAUAAAAAAAAUUCCACAAUUUGAUAUCCUCAACAAAUUUAUUCAAAAUUUUUUGAUUAGUUUGUAUCUUUUAAAAGUUGACGAUGUUUUGAUUUUAUUAAAAAUCUAUGGAACUUGGAAAAAUGCUUACGACGAUUUUAUUCACGUUCUCUUAAUUUAUUUUUUUAACUUAAAAAUGAUGGCAUCAAAUCAAAAAAAAAAAACAUCACAUUUAAAACAAUCCAUUAGUUCUACACUAAAUAAGAAGGAAAUACAGAAUAAAGGAAAUUCUUAUAUUGACUCAAAAAAUGGUGAAAUAUUUUCUUCAUAUAGCGAUCGUAUUUUUUUAGAAAUUUGCCUGAACAACAAUAUAAAAAUAAAUAAUUCAUUACAAAUUUUUUAUUCAAAAAAUAAUUUAAAAUGUUAUGAUAAAAAAUAUUUUUUAUUAUUAUUCCAAUCUUUUUACAAGUUGACUGACUAUAAAAAUCAGGAAUUAUUUUUUAAUUCAAUACAAAAUUUUCCAUUUUUUUUUGAGAAUUUUAAAUUAUUAAACAAAGCAUCAUAUUUACGAAAUAUAUUAUAUGAGAUAAAAAAUGGAGACCCAAAUGUAAAGUUGUCUCUUAGAGAGUUGGAAAAAGUUUUAGGUUCAAUAAUUCACAUGAACAGUUCAGAAUUUGUUGAAAAUUUUAAAAAUUGUUUAGCUAGCUAUUAUCACGAUACAGAUAGAGAGUUUUUAUUGGAAAAUAUUUCUAAUGACAUACAAAAAUAUAAAAUUAAAAAAAAUAAUGAUGAAAAAUUUAGUGAACUAAUUUUAAAUGCAAAUGUGUGCAUAAUGAAUUUUUCUAUUUUUUAUAAUUUACUAAUAAAAAACUUAAAAGAAUUAAUGGUUUUUUCUUUUUUUAACACUACACAUUUAUUUGAUACAAUAAAAAAUGCAAGUUUUUCAGAAAAUCAAAUUUCAGUUUUAAAAAAUGAUAUUUAUUUCCCUUGCUUGGUUAAGACAAAAUUUAGAAUAAAAUCGGAAAACGAGGAAAUAAGUAACAAAUUGAAAUUUGAGAAUUAUUCUCAAGAAAUAGAGACAACAUUUAUUGAAAACAAUUUAGAUAUUUUUAAUGAUAUUACAAAAUUAAAAUAUAUUUUUACAUGUGAAAAGGAAGAUAUAAACAACUUUUUAUAUCAUUACAAAAAAAUAAGUGUGCAAAAUGUUCCUAUAAGUUUUAUAGUAAAUUCGAUAUAUUUUAUUAAUGAAUAUUUGUCUAAUUUUAAAAAUAUAUUUGAAACAAUAAAAAAUUUUAAAACAGACAUUCUUUAUAUCCUUUCAUUUUUAUACUCAAAAUACUUGGUUAUAUUAAACGGUUUAAAUGAUAAUAAUAAAAAAAAAAAAUUAUUAUUUUCAUUUCUGGAAAAAAUUAUACCACCAUUUGGUAAUUUUAAUCAAAAUGAAAUAAUAGACAUAAUCAAGGAACUAAAUAAUUUUAUUCCAUUUUGUGAAUUUUACAAAUAUAGAGAAUUAGACCAAAUAAAAGAGGAAAUGAUAGAAAAAAAUAAUCCAAUUAUAAAUUUACAAUUUUGCAAAAAUAAUGUUAUAAUAAGCCAAAAUAUUAUUAAUACUAUGUUUUUAAUAUUUAUUAAUUAUUUUAAUUAUAUUAAAGAAAAUUAUAUUUCUAAUAACUUUCCAAAUGUAUUAAAAAUAAUUUUAACAACUUCUGUAUAUAUUCAUAUUUUUAAAGGAGGAAAUAGUGAAUAUGAAAAUCAUUUUAUUCAUGAAUUUAUAUUUUUAAAAAAAAAAAAAAAUAUUUCGAGAAAUGUAAACAAUAUACCCAAACUAGCUGAAAAAUUGCUAUAUAAUUUAUUAGACACAAUUAUUUCUUUUUUUCUAAUUUAUAAAUCUAAAUAUUAUUGUAUGCGAUUAUAUGAUAGUCAACUUAUCCAAAUGAUUAGUUCACUUUCUUAUUUUUAUUUUUGUUUAUCUAUAUGUGAAAAUAAAAAUAUAAAAGAUCAAAAUGGAAGCAAACAAAAUAAAGCACAUAUUUUUUAUAACGAUAUUUUUAGUUUGUUCAUUGAUGAUUUAUGCAAAUUGAAUUUUGAAGAAAUUUCUGAAUUAAAUAAAUUAAAAAUAUUUGAAGCAACAAGUAUAAUAUUUAUUCUAAACACAUUAAAUACAAUUUCAACAAAUAAAAAUGAAAUUAUUUUUUUAUUGAAUAAGACAAUUAAAUAUAUUGUAGAAAAUUAUAUUUAUAUUAGUACAGAAAACUAUAAAUUGAUUACAAACUCAUGUCAAAAUUUAAAACGAAAUCAAAAUAUUUUAUUAACAUAUGAUAUGUUUGAUUUUCUACAUUACCAAAAACUUAUGACUAUUCUUAAAAUGUAA